Pararge aegeria (speckled wood butterfly) is the source of this 1730-nucleotide messenger RNA. RefSeq lists its product as uncharacterized. The transcript is spliced from 6 exons. Gene Ontology annotation, biological process: negative regulation of DNA-templated transcription. NCBI's taxonomy places the organism in Eukaryota, Metazoa, Arthropoda, Insecta, Lepidoptera, Nymphalidae. Gene Ontology annotation, molecular function: transcription coactivator binding. Bases 367 to 1335 code for a protein of 322 amino acids. The record is from RefSeq and is a predicted model, not a curated record.
CAGAGUCGUGGCGCGGUAGUUGGAUUUUAUAAAAUAACAACAAAUACUACAAUAGUUUUUUUAAAGGAAAAUGGAUGUUGAGGGUUAAAACUCAGUGCUUAGCUCCACGUCGCUAAGUUAUUGUUACUAAUCGUGUAAUUCCGGGUAGUGUUGACCCGUGUUGUUUUUGCGAAUUGUUUCAUAUUGAUUUUUAUUCUUCGCCGGUUUUGUAACAUUGUUUUAAAGAUAACAAUAUUUUGAUAAACUAUAUUAGCUUUUAUAAACUCAGUUUUGUGUGGAAAUAAGUUUGUUAUCAUAGUGUGUUUAACGCAAAAAGAACUUUCAGUACUGCAUUGUGUUGUAACGUGGGAAACAACGGAUAUCAACAUGGAGAAGGUGGAGUCAGCCCUAGACGUGCUGUCACGCGCUGCAACCAUGGUGCAACCUUGUCCUGCAUAUCCAGCCAGUGAUUCAGAAAGCUUCGAGACCCCGAGCACAGCAUCGAGUGGGGAAUCAGAAGGAGACCGAACACUGUCUCCUGAGACACCCCGCGCGCAACCAAAAGAACUUACUGGAAAAUGGAGGCGAGAACGGCGAUCCACGCGGCUGCCCGAAUAUAGGCCAAGAGAGAACGGAAAAAUGGCGUUAAGGUCACAGUCUUUUAACGAGCGACGUAUAGCGCCAUCAAUAGCGCGCGCACAGCCUCACAGCGACGGAGAGCUCUCCGACGAAACGGAUGAAGCGCCAGAAAAUCUAGCAAUCAACAUCAAUGGGAAAGCACCGCCAGAAUACCCCGGCGCAAAGCACGAGGCACCCAUAGACAUGAGACUCCGCUCCCGCCCCGCCCCUCCACCUUACAACCGGCCGUCUGUCAUCAAGAGUAACGACGCACCACCCGGUUCAAUGUCAAUGUGCGAUCCAGUCAUAGACGAGCACUUUAGGCGCUCCCUCGGUGACGAUUACAUGAACCUGUUCAAGAAGAACGCACCCCCAAACGCAGAGAACAGCCAGGCGAACUCUAAACCAAACAUGAAAGACAGAGCCAGUAGUCCCAUACAAUUCCAGCCAGAAGAACCACCUAAGCCAACCAAAAUCAUAGCAAUGGAAGUAGAUGAUGCCAGUCUUUCUGUGGACGAUCACUUCACAAAAGCCCUCGGAGACACGUGGCGCCAAAUCCAAACCUCAAGGUUAAAAGACAACGAAAAGCAGUCCACGAAAGGUGGCGUGGACGACCAUUUCAGCAAAGCGCUAGGCGAUACGUGGAAGAAAAUCCAAUCUUCCAAACUCAACAUCGAAGAUAGCAAAAGUAAGGACCAAACAGCCAAAAUUAUCACAAGGAGUGGCGUCGUUAUAUAAUGACGGCAAUUUACUCUUGGCGGUUCAGUUUAUAGCCCCGUAUAAAUUUACGAGGCAUCACGAUUCUAACUGGAGUACCAAUAAAUUACCACUUGUUUAACCUAAAUGUCGCUGUCGGUUUUUAUAGUGGCAUGAAUUUAUCGCCGUUUAUCGAUUGAUAUCCAUGACAUUAGGGUAGUUGACUUAUCGCAAAAUAUAAUACAAUAAAAGGCCGAUGAAUUGGUGAACGCAGACCCAUAUCAUUUUGAAAUCUCCAUUAUAUUUUGUCCACACCAGUAACUAAAUAUCUUCCUUCUGGCCAAAAUAUUGCUCUUCGGUUUUUACUUCUUUUAGCUAUUUAUUUUUUCUUACGGUUCAUAAGAUGGAAACUUUUUAGUAUAAAAUAUGUAAAAAUA